Messenger RNA from Callithrix jacchus (white-tufted-ear marmoset), 3632 nucleotides. It is a transcript of the gene C7H10orf67, whose product is annotated as chromosome 7 C10orf67 homolog. The record is from RefSeq and is a predicted model, not a curated record. Lineage: Eukaryota; Metazoa; Chordata; Mammalia; Primates; Cebidae.
AAUCAUAUCCUGAAAAAAUAUGUAUUGAUAAAAACUAUUCACACUCCAUAAGCCUACCACCCACAAUAAGUCUUUUGCUUAAAAUGAGAAGGAACAAAAGAACAUACAUGUUCAUGCUUAAGGAAAAAUGUGGCUGAAUAGUAAAAAGGAGCUGCUUAGCACUGGGUAGGGUAAGGGAUUGCAUUUCUAGCCUAGAAAGAUGAAUCCCUGAGGCCUGUUAAAUGUGCAGCAGUGUAGACUAUACAGAAACAGAGUUAGUUCCUGUGGCUGUUUAUAUUUUCUAUAUUGAUGUAGCACUCAGUGCAGACAGGAGGCAGAAACUUCAGCAGUAAUUUGAACAGGGACUAUUUUCUGUUCUUUAUUAAAUAUUAAGAAGGAUUUUUAACCAGAAAGAAGCAGUAAGGUGGUGAAAGAAGACUCUAAGCAACGCAGUGAUAGCAAAUGCGAAAAGCAGCUAUGACCUCCAGGUCUGAGGAAGAGAGAACAGGGCAGGAACGAAGGAGUGAGAAGACCCGACCUCAAAGGCUGAGAUUCGGACAAGACCUCUUCGGAGACAGGGUUGUGGCAGAGAAACUUGCCAGAGGGUGUGACAACUGCUGGUCUGCAGGGAUGGCUUGCCCAGUGACUGAGAAACUUGCUGAAAGACUUAAUAUUUCAGAUGAUUUAAAGGUUGGCUUUUUCAACACAGACCAUGCUACUCAAACCGAUGCCAGUGAAAUAUUGUCAAUAAAUGAGUUGAGUUCAUCUACACAAAAGUUACAACAGAUGAUGAAAUCCCUCCAGGUGGAUUUUGGGUUCCUCAAACAAUCGAUUCAGUUAAAGUUUGAGGAUCGACUAAAAGAGGAAUCUUUGCGUCUCUUCAACAUUCUACAUGAUAGGAUCCUAGAAAUUGAAAAGCAUUAUCAACAGAAUGAGGAUAAGAUGAGAAAAUCCUUCAAUCAGCAGUUAGCUGACGCCAUCGCUGUUAUCAAAGGGAUGUACCGGCAAUUCUUUGAGGUAGAAGAAGAGAAGGUUUCUUUGCAAGAUGCGAGUAGUGUCAAAACAAAUACUUUGUUAAGAAAACUGAAAGAGAAAGAAGACAUUAUUAAAGGAUUAAAAGAAGAACUAGACCAAUAUGAAGAUUUUGGAUUUCAUAAAAUGGAGUCUUUUGCCAAAGAAACCAGCUCUCCAAAACCAAACCUAGAAAAGGAAAUUUUGGUGUACAAAGUGGAAAAUGAGAGACUGCUUCAGAUCAUUUCAGACCUUGAAGAAGAAAUCCAGAUCAAUCUAAAAGAAAAUUCAGAAUUAGAAGAUGAACUUAUAAGUAUGAAAGAGAUGGCAGAAAAGGAUUACAAAACUAUUCAAAAGUUAAUGAAUAGUAGGGACAGAUUAAGAGAAGAGCUUGAUUAUGAAAAAUUAUUAAUUCAAGAUAUGAUUAAUAAACAGAAAGAGGACAAGGAAAUGAGGAAAAAGUAUGGCAGCUUAAGUGUCAAGGCUACAAGGUCAGCCAAGGGGAGAGAAGCCUCUUUGUCCCCAUGGCCCAAGUCUCCACCAAGCACCACAGCUUCAAGGCCACAUUCUGCAUCCAUGAGUGUAUUGUCUGCUGGGACCAAGAAAGCUAAGACUCCAAAGAAAGCUUUAAAGGAAGAGCAACCUGUGGUAAGCUAUGCAGCACCUAUUGGGAGACAUGCAGAAGAAAAGAAGGUGAAAAUAUUAGGAUCUAAGGUUGAAGACAAACUUGCUUUGGAGUCUCCAAUAGAAGCAUUAAAAGCUAAUUUAGAGGAUGAGAAACAGAAGAUGGAAAGAAUUAAGAAGGAAGCAGAACGACUAAACAAAAGCUGGGAAAAGAGAUUCUCUAUUCUCAGGAACAGCUUUCAUGUCCUUAAGAAUGAGAUGUUUACAAGACACACACUGUUUCGUCAGUUUGCAGUACUUGCUGACACAUCCUUCAAUUAUAUUAAAGUAAAACCCUUAUUUGUGCAGUCUAAAACAACCUUGAUGGGUACAGCCUCUUCAAGUCAUGGAACAUCUUCAAUAGACAGUAAGCAUGCGGUUGGAGCCAGUGAUCAGGCAUUCCCUCAACUUUCACCAAGAGAAACGUCGGAAUCCCCGAAAGAAGAGCCCUCGGAGAAGCUAUCCACGCACCAGAGCAGCCCUGCGGCUACUGAUUAACUGGGCAGAAGCCUGGGCUGCGCAGACGGGGCCACAGAAAGAACAGCCUCUGCUGUCCUGGUGUAAGAUGCCUUCCUGGCAAAGGAUACUAUCUCCAAGAAUUUGCUAAACUAAUUGUUUAAUCUCUCUGGAUUAUGUACACUAACCAGCACUGAGCUCGAAUAGACCUCAAUGCGUGCCUUGCGUGCGCUCCUUUCCGGGCCCUUAAGGAAAGUGCUGGCUCGUGCUGGGUGGGUGGGGCGCACUGACCCUGUGUGGCGACCACCUUCAUUGCGGCGCUUCCCAGACUCGGGGGUCUAAGGGUGGGAAGGAGCAGACUUUAAAAAGUUUGAGGCACUCAACUUGUUUGACUCCCUCUCUAAAUCAUCCAGUCUUCAUAUACCAAAAAAAGUCCAAGUGAUUUUAUGUCUCUUCACCCAAUAACUAUUCCCCAUGAAGGAGAGUCGUAAAGACUAGAGGGAGAUUGUACAUUUCCUCAAGGAAGAUUCAUUCUUACCCUGGCACAGGGAACCUCGCCACAUCUUAAAGGCUGUCAGCAAUUCUUUAGUAAGUAGGGAAACUCUGGAGUUUUGCUUCCUGGUAAGCAUGCAAACUAAGAUUCUGUUGGAGUGCCAGGCACCAUUUACCAAAAGGCCGAUUUGCUUUUCCUCCACGCCUAAUGUCCAACUUGGCUCUUCCUAUUCCCCUAACUACUAGUCAGGCCUUGUUAAGAGCCUGUAUCUGAAUCCUAGGCUCCGAAUUACAGAAUUCUAAAGUUAUUAAGUGUCAAGAAAUAUAUUUGUGGUAGUUGUCACAUAGAGCUGAUAUACUUUAGUCCAAAAGAAAGCUGGAGAGGCUAUUUAUUUGUGCGUAAAAGGAACAAGAUUUAAAUGGAGAGAGACGUGUUAUUUUCAACGCAAGUGCACGGGGUGGCAUAGCGCUCUGUAGCAUUAUUCGAGCUUCAUCUACUAUGCACUAUAUGCCGCUGUCUCCAAAGGAGUGUUGCCCUAGAAACUUGUUUUAAAUCGGCUGCUAUAUAUCAACACCUUGUUUUAGCAGUCCUUGGCUGAAUUACAGUUACACAGUUUGGCGCUUCUUUCAAAUUUCCUCCCAUCAGUUUGGCUAAAGAAAGGAAUUUUUCUCCUUUAGAAAUGAAUUGGCUUAAUUAGUAAGUAGAUUAAUGGCAAUUGCUGGUGAGUUGGUUUCCAGCAGAGUUUCACCAGAGAGGGUUAAUCGGAGUCAGGUCUGGAAUCUUUCCCAGAACUGGCUGCCAGCCAUUUCCACCAACCAAUCAACCCUACAAGAAACAGAGGAAAUGAAAUAAAAUUUAUAUUCUCUGUGCCAUCACCCUGGACAGAAAUUCCUUCGAAGCAGCCUCCUGGUUGGGUGCAAUAUCAAACUGCUUCAUUUCAAAACUUUAAUAGAAACUUUAAACUGCAAGAUUUACCUGGGUACCAAACCAAAGUUUCAAAUGGCAUAAUAAAGGUCUCCACAGAACCUUA